UAUUGGAAUUUUUAGUAAAUUGAGAAAUAUCGUUUGCGAUGGAGUCAUAUUUUUUCCUUACAAAAUCUGAUAACUGCUGUGCUGUAAUUUCGAUAAAAUUAUGUCAUUGUUUCACUGUUUCUCAAUUCAAUCGUGGACAUUCGAGAAAAGUUUCGUUCGUUUGACAAAAUUCGCCUGAGAAUUUUUAUUGUCGAUAGAGCCGAUUCGGGAGACAUCUUGUGUGAGAAAACCUGCGACAUAACUUGCCGUGUUCACGUGAAAAGUUCGCGAAAUCCGCUGACUGCUGCAAAAAGUUUAUAAUCAUGGAGGAGUCCUGGGAUGCGGAUGACUUCGAACCAAAACUUCCGACCACGUUGACGUCUUCGAAUAAAUGGGAAGGCGAGGACGUGGACGAAACGGUCAAGGACAGCUGGGAGGAUGAGGAAGAAGAAAAGAAGGAUGAAGAGAAGAAAGAAGAGCCGAAACCCGCGCCGAAACCGAAGAAGAAGAUAAGCGAAAAAAUUGCAGAAAAAGAGCGAUUAGAGCGGGAGAAAGCUGAACGUCUGGCGGCUCAGGCUCAGCAAGAGGAAUUAACACCAGAACAAAAACUAGCUGAGAAGCUGCGCAGGCAGAAGCUGCAGGAGGAAUCUGAUCUCCGACUUGCCUUGGAAACAUUUGGCGUAACUGAAGGUGGUGCUGGAAAGUUGGAUAUGUUCAACCCGACCACCAAAGAGGAGUUUACAGAGUUCAGUGACCUACUGUGCAAGAAGAUCAACAUAUACAAGGCGAGGGAGGAGUUCCCCGCUUUUGUUGAUGACCUUAUCAAGAACAUCAUUGUACACAUGCCCUCAGCUGACAUCAAAAGGAUAAAAAUGACAGUAGACAACCUGUAUAUUGAAAAACAAAAAGCUGAAAAGAAUGACAAGGCAAAGAAACCAAACAAGGGAAAAGGCAAGGCGAAAUUAAAAGUUGAGGGUGAUAAUGCACAUCUGAACCAAUACGACGGUUAUGGCAACUUUGACGACGACUACGAUGACUUUAUGUAAACGUUACAUGUUGUUACCGAAAGUGUACAACUUUACAGGGUGACUGUUAAGACCAAUAGAAUAGACCUGUGUGUGAUGCAAACAUAGAAAUGCGUUUUUACGGAAGAAUAGCUGCCCAGGUUUUUUUUUUUUUUUUUAUUUAUCCCUAUGUUGCUUAUUG
Aricia agestis (brown argus) is the source of this 1185-nucleotide messenger RNA. RefSeq names its product eukaryotic translation initiation factor 3 subunit J (gene eIF3j). The record is from RefSeq and is a predicted model, not a curated record. Gene Ontology annotation, cellular component: cytoplasm; eukaryotic translation initiation factor 3 complex. The coding region runs from base 303 to 1025 and encodes 240 amino acids. Gene Ontology annotation, molecular function: translation initiation factor activity. NCBI's taxonomy places the organism in Eukaryota, Metazoa, Arthropoda, Insecta, Lepidoptera, Lycaenidae. The transcript has 7 exons.